Molecule: messenger RNA, 465 nt
Organism: Solanum dulcamara
Lineage: Eukaryota; Viridiplantae; Streptophyta; Magnoliopsida; Solanales; Solanaceae
Product: abscisic acid receptor PYL9-like
Exons: 4
Coding region: 1-465 (154 amino acids)
Biological process (GO): abscisic acid-activated signaling pathway
Cellular component (GO): cytoplasm; nucleus
Molecular function (GO): protein phosphatase inhibitor activity; signaling receptor activity; abscisic acid binding
Source: RefSeq, a predicted model, not a curated record
AUGGUGAGAAGGUUUGAUCAACCACAAAGGUACAAACCAUUUGUCAGCAGGUGCGUUGUGCAAGGGGACGAUCUUGAAAUUGGGAGUGUGAGAGAAGUGAAUGUUAGGUCAGGUCUUCCAUCUACCACCAGCAAGGAGAGGUUAGAGCUUCUAGAUGAUGAGGAGCACAUCUUUGGCGUAAAGAUUGUUGGUGGAGAUCACCGGCUCAGGACAGCAUUUAAACCUGAAACUUGCAGUGUUCAGCAUUCAUUAAUGCCACCAUUGCUUAUUCAAAUGCCUUCGCGUGCCUUCUUGGUCUGGUGUGGUCAUACUAGGAGCGACGGGAUUAGGAAUGAGGUUAUUCAGGAGAAGGUAGGAGUAGCUCCUGUGACAGACAAAAUGAGGAAAGCGAGACUGAGAUGGUUUGGACAUGUGCGAAGGAGGUGUGUUAACGCCCCAGUGACGAGUGCGAGAGGAUGGUUGUAG